CAUCCCCUACUCCCUCACUACUCCUUGGUGUGUUUUAUCUCAUGUCUGAAAAUUACCUUAAAAAGAAAUUAUAUAAACAAGACGAGAUGAAAAGAUUUUAUGAAACCUACUGACAUUAAUUACGUUUGAAAUCAUACACAAGAGACUAGAACUAAUGGGAGGAGAAAGAACCGUGAGCGAGUGAGUGAGUGAGUGACUUCGAAAUCAAGAAUCUCUCAUUAAAUCUCUUCGUCACGGAGCCUUUUAAGACCAGACAGGCACCUCUUGAAAAAUCAUCAGGAGACUAACCAAGACUUCUCUGUUUGUACUGUAGGUCCCUCUAGAGUCCACAAAUGGGGCGAGAAGGACCCGAGACUCACCAACAAGGCCCUGGAACUCCUGAUGGGGGUUGGGGCUGGGUGGUCGCUGGCGGGGUGUUCCUGAUAGCGUUGGUAGUGCCGAUGUUGUCUCCCUGCUUCGGCAUCCUCUUCUCCCGUCAGCUGAUGGACUGGCAAGUGUCCUCCACCAGCGUCGCCCUCAUCUACAGCGCCUUCAUGGUGGUGUGGAGGCUCACAGGAGUCGCCCUGGGCACCCUGACGCGGGAGUUUGGGUUCCGGCGGGUGGCCAUGACGGGGACGUUCCUCACUGCCACUGGCCUCAUCCUCAGCGCCUUCGCCAGAUCGCCCGAGGCCCUCUUUGUGUUCUUCUCGCUCGGCUGUGGUCUCGGUAGUGGGCUCUCGUGUGUAGGCUACCUCAUCCUGGCGCAGUACUUCCAGAAGCACCGCGGCCUGGCCAACACCUGUCUCAUGGCUGGCGCAGGACUCGGUCACUUCUUUAGCCCGUUGCUCAUCCGCUUUCUGCAGGAUAAAUACGGCUUUGUGGGCGCCACCAUGAUCCUUGGCGCCAUCAUUCUUCAUGGUUUCGUAGGAGCCACCUUGUUCCACCCAGUCGAGUGGCACGGGAGGUUCACCAAGAUGAAGAAACCUCUCAACGAUCCUGAUGUUGUUUCUACCCUCUUACCAAACACUCGCGUCCCAGAGAAUGGCCCAACUGCUUCCACUACUCAAGUUAAAGAGUACAAUUGGCCAACGUUGUUCGACUCAGGGUAUUUGCAACAAGUCAGCAGAGACCAGGAAGGAUUCAAUAUCCAAGUAAGUAUUCAUCCGCUACGUCUGCCGUGGACCUGGCCAGCCUGUCCUGUAACUCCGUGGCCGCUCAGGCAAACGAAGAAGCAACAUCCUCGCCUGGCAGACCUGUUGUUCAGGUGUGCCAUCGGUAUCUUCUACGGUCUGAACAACCUGCUCAUGACUGAAAUCGUUGGGCUCCACAACCUCACCUCCAUGUACGGCGCCAGGAACUUCCUCGGCGCUCUAGGUUUUUUCUCAAUCGUUCCUCUAAUUGGAUUACGUGACGUCAGUGGCAGCUACACCGUCAGCAUGUGGGUGUUAGCGGGCAUGAUCCUCACCAGCUUUGUGUUGUGGCUCUUCAUGCCGGCCGCCCAAGCUUACGACAACCGUCAUCGGGUCUCCUGCACCAACAUGAUCCCAAACAGCCCUAACCCAUCAACGGACAAGCCCAAUGAGCCUCCUUUCCAGGAUCAGCUGAAGGCCAGCCAAGAUCAUAAUGUGGGUGGUUCCAGGACUUCAGUUACCGAAGAAUAUCAUCUACAGGAGAGACAACAAAAACCAGAGAUGCAGCAAUUGCAAGAAGUACGGGAGGAGCCCGAGGUGCAGGAGGGUCCUCAGGCCCCCGACGGUGGCUGGGGCUGGAUGGUAGCUAUCGGAGCUUUCCUCAAUAUGCUGGUGAUACCUAUGCUGUCUCCGUCCUUCGGUAUCCUGUUUUCUAGCCAGCUGCUGGAAUGGCAAGCUUCCUCCACCACUGUAGCCAUUAUCUACAGCAGCUUCAUGGUCAUGUGGAAGUUGACCGGUGUAACUGUGGGCAGCUUAUGCAAGGAGUUUGGCUUCAGGCGGGUAGGAAUGACGGGCACACUCCUUACCUCCACCUGCCUCACGCUGUGUACCUUCGCCACUUCACCUGCGGUCAUCUUCAUAUUCUUCUCGCUUGGUUGUGGUAUGGGUGCUGGACUUUCUUGUGUAGGAUUCUUGAAUUUGGCACAGUACUUCGACAAGCACCGCGGUCUGGCCAACACCUUCCUCACUGCAGGUAUUGGGCUCGGACACUUCUCCAGUCCUCUUUUCAUCCACUACUUGCAAAAUGAAUAUGGCUUCAAGGGUGCCACCAUGAUUCUUGGUGCCCUCAUUCUUCAUGGCUUUGUAGGGGCGACUUUGUACCAACCAGUCAAGUGGCACCUGAAGUACCCACAAAAGAAGAAAACUCAGCCAGACCUUGAAGGAGUUUCUUUACUCUUGCCACAAACAGAAAAAUCUGAGAACACGAAUUUAGAAGGUGCUCGUUCAAAUGGUUCUGUUUCUAAAAUGGAUGAAAACCAGUGGUCAGUGUUGGUGACCCAAGAACACUUACGGAAGGUCAACAGAGAUCGCCACAUGAGCCAAUGCUCUUAUACAUCCAUGGCUUCCAGCAGAGUCUCGUCCAUUAGAAAGAGUGACGUGGACCUGGCCAGCCUGACUUCUAUUGGCUCCUUAGCAUCUUUAGCCAAUAUAAAGUUUCCAGAUACUGAUGAUCCUGCAAGAUCCUCACCAGAGAAGGGAAGUGACAGCUGUAUGAGUGAAAUCUGGGAGACUAUAAUACGGGUUCUACGCUCCAUUAUAAGUGACGUAGGCACUCUGAGGCAUCCCUCUUACUUGAUUAUAGCUUUAGCAACAAUGGCCAUCAUUGGUGGGCAGGCAAACUUCAACAUGAUAGUGCCUUUUGCCUUACAAACAGAAGGUCACUCACUGCAGACAGCUGCCUGGUAUCUAUCUGUGGCUGGUAUUUGCAACUUCCUGACCAGGCUGUGUUUGUCUCCUCUUUCUGACUUUUCCUGGUUCAACAUGAGACUUGUCUACCUGUGUGCCAUAUUUACCAUGGGUACCUCAAUCAUUGUUUUUACCUUCCAGACAGAAGUGGUGGGGCAGUUGGUAGUAAUGGGUGUGUGGGGGAGUGCACUAGGAUCCUUCCAUAGCCUUAGCAACCUGCAGAUGACCAGGAUUGUUGGGGUCCAAAACCUUACCUCCAUGUUUGGUGCGAGGAACUUCGUGAUGGCGUUUGGAUUUUUCACCAUAGGACCUUUGAUUGGUGUGAUCCGUGAUGCCAGCGGCAGCUACACCAUCACCAUGUGGGUCUUGUCAGGUAUGAUAUUCAUCAGCUUCAUCCUGUGGCUCUUUAUGCCAGCUGCCCAAGCCUAUGACCAGCACCAGAGAGCCAAGGAGGCUGAGGAGAAGGUUACUCCCGCUGUGUGACCUAACUGAGGCAAAUCUCUUCACAAUUUUUUAAAUUACAGUACUGUAACACGUUUACAUAUGAAGAGGUUAUGAAAUGCAAAAACUGACUUAGGUGACAACUUCUGACUGAUAAUGUUUAGUCAAGCAAAUAUCAUUAAAUUACAAAAAAAAAAUCACAAAUAUUUAUAUUUCUGUUGCAGACAAUUCAAACUACAGGUAUAUAUAUAUAUAUA
Molecule: messenger RNA, 3553 nt
Organism: Homarus americanus (American lobster)
Lineage: Eukaryota; Metazoa; Arthropoda; Malacostraca; Decapoda; Nephropidae
Exons: 11
Coding region: 333-3338 (1001 amino acids)
Biological process (GO): transmembrane transport; monocarboxylic acid transport
Molecular function (GO): monocarboxylic acid transmembrane transporter activity
Source: RefSeq, a predicted model, not a curated record